This is a messenger RNA of Mauremys reevesii (Reeves's turtle), 1303 nucleotides long. RefSeq names its product killer cell lectin-like receptor subfamily B member 1B allele B. The record is from RefSeq and is a predicted model, not a curated record. The coding region runs from base 1 to 639 and encodes 212 amino acids. The transcript has 5 exons. Lineage: Eukaryota; Metazoa; Chordata; Testudines; Geoemydidae.
AUGAAAAUCGCUAAGGUCAAUUUAGUUAAUGUUGCAACAAGCAGUAACAAUAGUUCCCACCGAUGCUGUUCUGAAGUUUUCCAGGGCUUCUCAAAUAAAGCAGAGGAAGGUCCAGCUUCGAAGAGCGACGGUGUCAUCCAGAGAACCAGAAGUGGAGGAGAACGCAACGCCAACCUGGAGGACUUAUUUUCUCGUCUGAAGCAGAGUCUGUGUGAUCCAGCCCAGAUAAGCUCAGCAGGUGGCUCCGGGUGCAAACUCUGCCCCGGGGACUGGGUGCUGCACAGGGACAAGUGCUACUGGCUGUCUAAGGAGACUGGCACCUGGAGCAAGAGCCGUGACAACUGUUCAAGGAAGGGAUCUCAAAUGCUGGUGAUCCCGGACCCGGAACAGCUGGAUUACCUGCAGGCUCUCAUACCAGCUGAGGGUGCUGUUUGGAUUGGAUUAUCAUUUAACUCUACACAGAAGAAGUGGACCUGGGCAGACGGUGGCCCCGUCAAUGAGGAACGGGUCCCAGGAGUAAGACAGGCUGAAAAGAACAGCUGUGGACAGUUGAGAAAUAAGAUUGAUUUUGAAAUCUGCAGCACUGAGUUAAAAUGGCUCUGCCAGAAAGCAGCUUUCCCGCUACAGACUGCAGCCUGAAUGAUCUGCACAUUAAAGUCUGAAACAUCUACUGUAUGUUACAGGUUUACUUAUAAAUGUAAAUGUCAGAUUGCUGCACAUCUGGGGCCAGUUCCCCAGCGGGUGUGAAUGAGCCAUAGCGCCACCGGAGCAGGGUGACCAGAUGUUCCAAUUUUAUAGGGACAGUCCCAUUUUUUGGAACUUUUUCCUAUAUAGACGCCUAUUACCCCUCACCCCCUGUCCCGUUUUUUCACAGUUGCUAUCUGGUCAGCCUACACCAGAGUCAAGGGGCCAGAUCCCAGCGGCAUCUUUGAAGUCAAUGGUUUUAUUAUCCACUAAAGAAAAGCAAAUUCAGUGACCCCACUGGACCAUAAUUCCCAUAGACUUUCCCCACUCCAGCCCCCCAGGAAUAAAGAGGACACACUCCUCCCCCCAGGGGUGGUGGAACUGGGGAGCUAGUGCCCCCGCAAUGGAAAUGUUGUGAGUCUCCAUAAUGGGCACACACCUGGGAGGUGGAGGGCAAGAAUGGGACCCAGAGAGCUGGAAUGGGCCCGGGAGCCCAUAGGGACCAGCUGGGAAGCCGUAGGGACCAGCCUGGAGCCCCUUUCUCCCUCCUUCCACUGCUAAGUCUCAGCACUUCCACCCCCACCUCAUUCCCCUUUAACCCAGCUUCCUUAUAUAUGCU